AAAAAAAAAAAAAAAAAAAAAAAUAGAGCUCUCAAGUUAGAAUAAAGGCCCUGUAUACACCACUACUUUUUUUGGAAAAAAAAUCAUUGAUGACAACAGUUGGAGAGGAAGAAAGCAAAGUGAGACAGCUAUAAUGUAGCGAUAGUAACACCCCCCUUUUUUAUUAGAUGUCUGCCCUCUCCCCUCAAUCUCGUGGUGAACAAAAGGCCCGUAAGGCCAUCCUCAGUCUUGGUUUGAAGCCCGUUGAAGGUAUCACUCGUGUUACUUUCACUCGUGGUCAAGCCAACGUCUUCGCCAUUGCCAACCCUGAGGUCUUCAUGAGUGUCAACUCUGACACCCACAUUGUUUUCGGUGAAAUGCAAGCUGAAGACAUGAACGCCAGAGCCCAAUCUGCUCUUGCCGAACAAAUGGCUGCCGAAGCCGAGAACCAAGAAGGUGAAGCACCCGCUCUUGUUGAGGAAACCCCUGAGGAAGACGAUGAAGAAGUUGAUGCCACCGGUGUUGAGGAGAAGGAUAUCGAUUUAGUCAUCACCCAAGCUAACGUCUCUCGCGCCAAGGCCGUUAAGGCUUUGAAGAACAACGAGAACGAUGUCGUUAACGCCAUUAUGGAACUCACCAUGUAAAUUGCUUUUUUCAAUUAAAUACAAUCUUCAUCCCCCUUUUUUUUUUAUUGUGAGACAUCUCAUAAUAAAAUCAUAAAAAAAAAUGUAUCAUGUCUUUCUGUGUGUGUG
Messenger RNA from Mucor mucedo, 731 nucleotides. RefSeq names its product NAC domain-containing protein. The record is from RefSeq and is a predicted model, not a curated record. The transcript has a single exon. Gene Ontology annotation, biological process: protein targeting to membrane. Lineage: Eukaryota; Fungi; Mucoromycota; Mucoromycetes; Mucorales; Mucoraceae. Gene Ontology annotation, cellular component: cytoplasm; nascent polypeptide-associated complex. The coding region runs from base 168 to 623 and encodes 151 amino acids.